UUCGUCGCAGCAGUUUGUCGAGUAAUCAGCUAGAAACUACAUAAAAUCAACAUGACCGGACGCGGUAAAGGAGGAAAAGGUCUUGGAAAAGGAGGAGCCAAACGUCAUCGUAAAGUGCUCCGCGAUAACAUCCAGGGAAUCACCAAGCCCGCCAUUCGUCGGUUAGCUCGUCGUGGUGGAGUAAAACGUAUCUCCGGUUUGAUAUACGAAGAAACCCGUGGAGUGUUGAAAGUGUUCCUGGAAAACGUAAUCCGUGAUGCCGUGACAUACACCGAGCACGCCAAGAGGAAGACCGUCACCGCCAUGGACGUCGUGUACGCCCUCAAACGCCAAGGUCGGAGAGAACCAUCAGUAUUUUACAGUUCGUCUAAUCGUACACAAACGAAUUCAACAAUGGCCCGUACCAAGCAGACAGCCCGCAAAUCUACCGGAGGUAAGGCUCCCAGGAAGCAGUUGGCCACCAAAGCCGCCCGUAAGAGCGCACCCGCCACCGGAGGAGUGAAGAAACCCCAUCGUUACCGUCCGGGAACAGUCGCUCUCCGUGAAAUCCGUCGUUACCAGAAGAGCACGGAGCUGUUGAUCCGCAAAUUGCCGUUCCAACGUCUGGUGCGUGAAAUCGCCCAGGACUUCAAGACCGACUUGCGUUUCCAGAGCUCCGCCGUCAUGGCGUUGCAGGAAGCCAGCGAGGCCUAUUUGGUCGGUCUUUUCGAAGACACCAACUUGUGCGCCAUCCACGCCAAACGCGUCACGAUCAUGCCAAAGGAUAUCCAACUUGCCCGUCGUAUCCGCGGAGAACGCGCCUAAUCUUUAGUUCAAUACACCACCAUUCCAUUAAAACGGCCCUUUUCAGGGCCAUCACACAUUUCGUAUUUCGCUUUUAUUAUGCAUAACCGCCCUUUACCGUGACCUUUAACACUGAUUUUUUACAACAUAGUAGGCCAUAACAAAUCGACAAUAACUGUGUAGUGUUGUACUUGUCUCCAUCACACAUUAAGAUUUAUACUAUAGGUACGACUUUAACGUGUGUG
Messenger RNA from Rhopalosiphum maidis (corn leaf aphid), 1028 nucleotides. Its product is annotated as histone H3. Lineage: Eukaryota; Metazoa; Arthropoda; Insecta; Hemiptera; Aphididae. The transcript is spliced from 3 exons. The record is from RefSeq and is a predicted model, not a curated record. The coding region runs from base 52 to 804 and encodes 250 amino acids. Gene Ontology annotation, molecular function: protein heterodimerization activity; structural constituent of chromatin; DNA binding. Gene Ontology annotation, cellular component: nucleosome.